This is a messenger RNA of Rhincodon typus (whale shark), 572 nucleotides long. It is a transcript of the gene dad1, whose product is annotated as defender against cell death 1. The transcript has 3 exons. Lineage: Eukaryota; Metazoa; Chordata; Chondrichthyes; Orectolobiformes; Rhincodontidae. Gene Ontology annotation, biological process: protein N-linked glycosylation. Bases 96 to 437 code for a protein of 113 amino acids. Gene Ontology annotation, cellular component: oligosaccharyltransferase complex; membrane. The record is from RefSeq and is a predicted model, not a curated record.
CGGACGGUUUUUGGGCGGGGACGGGGCGGGUUUGCUGAUGUGUGGGGUUGUGUCCCGUUGAUUGUGUUCCCCCCAGGUCGGGCUCUCUCUGAACGAUGCGCGGUUCCGUGCUGUCGGUGCUGAGCCGGUUCUCCCAGGAGUACGCGGCGGGGACGCCGCUCCGCCUGAAGCUGCUGGACUCGUACCUGCUGUACAUGGCGCUGAGCGGGGUGGCGCAGUUCCUUUACUGCGCUCUGGUCGGAACCUUCCCGUUCAACUCCUUCCUGUCCGGGUUCAUCGCCUGUGUCGGGGCCUUCGUGCUGGCAGUUUGCUUGCGGAUACAGAUCAACCCUCAGAACAAAGGAGACUUCAUUGGUAUCUCACCUGAGCGAGCAUUUGCAGACUUUCUCUUUGCUAGCACCAUUCUUCAUCUGGUGGUAAUCAACUUCAUAGGUUGAGUGUGCAAAUUGUUGUGCAGCAGUAAUAAUGAGGAUUGGAACUCGUAUUGUGGCUGCAAUGGACCUGUCUGAAUUUUGUUUACACAUUUUGUUUCAUUCCGUACAUGUAUAAAAAAUAAAGCAUCUUUUACAAAA